Messenger RNA from Acanthoscelides obtectus, 1773 nucleotides. The record is from the annotation of a GenBank genome assembly. NCBI's taxonomy places the organism in Eukaryota, Metazoa, Arthropoda, Insecta, Coleoptera, Chrysomelidae.
UGUCACUAAGUGACGCCAUUCGCAACGGCGCGGCGUACGAAAUUCGAUCGCGAAGUGAGCAUAUCUUCUCGAGUUAUAGCAUCAUGUCUUACUUAAUAAUGUAUCAAAGAUCGCUGCCUUACCGAUAGAAAUUUGGAAGAAUGACGAUAGUCGUUAGGAGACAGUACCGGAAGUGUGAGAGCUCCACAAGUAAAAGAUGCGUGGAUCAAGCUCGCCAUAGAUGGGUCCAAAAGAUGUUAGUCCAAGCAACGUUCUGGCACGACCCUUUGAACGAAGAUAUGUACCGGAAAUACAGUACUUUUCUAUCAGACAUAAACAACGAGAACACUAUAAAGACUGAAUAUAUUAAACGACUUCAAUCCUUGGAUAACUUCGUCAUGAUCAAAUUCGACAAUGACACUAUGGUCCAACCUGUGGAAUCAGAAUGGUUUGGAUUCUAUAAGCCAGGCCAGUCGGUGGAUAUCGAAACGCUGCAGGAAUCUUCCUUAUACAUCGACGAUCGAUUAGGGCUGCAAAAAAUGAACGACGACUCCAAACUUCAUUUUCUUUCCGUUGAUGGCAACCAUUUGAGGUUUGAAUGGGCUUGGUUCGAAAAAAACAUCAUCGACCCUUUUUUGAAGAAAUAACACGUUUUUAUCGGAACCCCUUCAAAAUGAGACUGCCUACCUAGUUGUAUGAUACUCAAGGACAAAAGUCAACUGUUAAGAUGAACUCAGCUGUAAUUUUUGUUUUAUUAAAAACUGUAAUAUUGAGGCUCGCUCAAAACAACGCAAUGACUUUUAGAUGUACGAACACAAUGAAGUUAUUUUUCGCUGCAAGUGUUUAUAUUUAUACUAUGAGGGCCAUUUUUAAAGUGGGCACUGAUUGCGCAUCCUGCCACGUGGCGUCUGUUCAACCUCAGACACACUUGGCCAGUCCUUCACUUCGCCGUCCCUACGUUUCAUGUCUCUGUCGGGGUUGGUUGCGUAGUUAUAUGUAGGUUUGUUUGUCGUCAUGUUACUCGGUAAGCCCGUCGAUUGUGAAGUACGCCCAGCAAAUCGAUUCGUAAUCGCAAAAAAAGUGUAUUCUGCUGCAAAUGUUGAGAGGUACGGGGUCUGCUCUCUAACGGCAUCAUUCUGCUUCACGGCAAGACGCGGCCUCACGUUGCUGCAAGAAAACAGACGCAACGGACAAGCUUCGUUGGAAAUUACGGGAUCAUUCACCAUACAGCGCUGACAGCACUAUCAGUAUUUCAACUUUUUCCAAAACUCAGGGAAUUUCUUGGUGGAAAGCACUUGAAAAAUAAUUGCAUGAUGAAAGACACAGUCACUGACUAGUUUAACGGCAACAAAUGUUUAUGGUGACUAGGUUGACAAAUGAAAAAACGUUCAUGAUUUAGGUUGUGGCACAAUUUACGUUCAUAAAUAAAGUUUAUCUGUCUCCAUUACAACACAGUUCUUACUUUGAAAAAGGUCCUCGUAUAAUCUGCUUCAAGUAAAUUUUGAUAUAAAGAUUUUUAUAUUUGGAAAGCGUUUUAAUGGAUGUUUAGUCUAGAAAUGCGGAUAACUGUAGAAACCGAAUAUAAAUUUAUUUCAAAUGCGACUCAAUAAAGGUUUCAUAAACGAGAUUUUUUUCAUAUAAAAUGAAAAACGAUCAACGGGUAUAUAAAAUGAUCAUGUUUAGCCUAGUACUCACUAGUAGACAUGUCUCGCGAUUUUGGUCUCAGAGACAUGUCUAAAGUUGUCUCAGUAUGUCUCGGUAGACAUGUCUAUAGACCAAAUCCGGUCUAUGGGG